Messenger RNA from Achroia grisella, 4306 nucleotides. RefSeq names its product scavenger receptor class B member 1-like. The coding region runs from base 167 to 1891 and encodes 574 amino acids. Lineage: Eukaryota; Metazoa; Arthropoda; Insecta; Lepidoptera; Pyralidae. The record is from RefSeq and is a predicted model, not a curated record. The transcript has 12 exons. Gene Ontology annotation, cellular component: membrane; cytoplasm. Gene Ontology annotation, molecular function: scavenger receptor activity.
GUAAAGUUACGUGCUCUUAUUUAUGUAUCUUAAAUAUAAAAUAAAAUAUUUUUAUUUAAAAGUAUCUCUGAGUAAUAACUUCGGGUCUUGUGCAGUUUUUUUUAUAUAUUAGGUAAAGGUUCCUUUGUUAAUUUUAUAUAAGUAAUUAGAUUAUACCAAAGAAAUCAUGUUUGCUGAACGAACCUCGCCUACAAUAGACACAGAUGAAUCUAUGUCGUCAACAUCAUCGACAAGAGGUGCUGACGAACGUCAGAGCGCGUCUGAUUCACUAAACAGCUUGAUCGAAGGAAAGAUUGAAGAGCCCUGUUUAGAAGUCAAAUGCUCCCUGGCUGACCAUUGCCCUGUGACUUGUGAAGAUAAUCCGAAAUCUUUGAAAGGAAAUAGGAAAUCUAUUUGUUGCAAUACUGUGGCGCAGUGCGUAUGGGGUGUGUUACUACUCUUCAUCUCCAUUGGUGGAUUUAUAUUUAAGCCAUUGGAUUUCGUACUGAAAGAAAAAUUAAAUAUGAGACCAGGCUUCCCCCCAUUCGAGUGGUGGGCAGACCCUCCGGAUGAAGUGAAGCUCCGCGUUUAUGUAUUCAAUGUGACCAACCACGAUCGAUUCAUGUCAGGCUUAGAUGAAAAAAUAAACAUGGAAGAAAUCGGACCCAUAGUAUAUUUAGAGAAGCUGUUACAUUCAAAUAUAGUGUUUAAUGAAAAUAGUACAAUGACGUAUACGGCAAAGCGGUACCCCAUCUAUCUACCCAACGAAAACACAGUUGACCUCAAUGCAACUUUAUAUGUACCAAACUUGGCAUUAUUGGGCAUGUCUUCGUAUCUGCACAGCGCGAAUUACUUUGUACUGACCGCCUUCCGUUUGAUGGUCACCACGCAUGGUAGCAAGUUCUUUUUGAAGAAGACUGUCUAUGAAUAUUUAUGGGAUUACAGAGAGCCUAUUUUGGACACCUCUAAGAAUAUGGCUCCGGGCUUAGUUCCUGUUAAUAACAUGGGAAUGCUAGCUAGAAUUUACGCUGACUUCACAGACGAGGUUACAGUCAAAAUUGGUCAGCAAUGGAGCCACGAGGAGUUUUUCCAAAUAGACAGAUUUCGAGGAGAACCACAGUUACCCAGUUAUGAUCCUAACGAGUGUCCAGAUAGAAUUUUUGGUUCAUCCGAAGGUGUUAUGUAUAGGCAACAUCUUACAAAGAAAGACGUCGUGCUUUAUUGGAGAAAAACCGUGUGCAAAUUAAUGCCUCUUUAUUUUGAUCGUGAAAUGCUGGUAGAUAACGUACCCGUGUAUAGAUACAAUCUGUCCGAGAUUGUGUUCGAGAGAAUCACCAACGGAACUGAUUGUUACGACACUGAGCCAUCGCUACCACCAGGACUGAGCGACGGCUCCAAGUGUUAUUUCAAUUUUCCAAUGGUAGUCUCGUACCCACACUUCUACACAGGGAGACCACCGAGAGACCAAUACGUGACAGGACUUCAACCAAAUAGAUAUAAGCACAACUCUUAUAUAGUCGUGGAACCUUUAACUGGCACCCCUUUCCGGUCUGUAGCGAGGAUGCAGAGCAACCUGCGAGUCCACGAUAUAUCCCGUUUCAACUCUCCCUACUCUAAGUUUUCUAAUCUGGUACUGCCAUUGUUUUGGGCGGAAUAUAAUCAAGAAGGAUUGCCGUCAAAUAUACAAUGGACAAUUUACUUCAUAGUUGUUAUCCUACCUCCUUUAUCUUAUGUACUCCUAACAUUAUUAUUACUUCUGGGCUGUUACUUUAUAACCAAAAAUAUUUAUAACUAUCAAGUACAAAGCGAAAUGUUGAAUUCCCUGUUACAUUUUAAGAGCAAAAACACAGAAACACUUACAAACAACAAAGUGUUCGCUUAUGAGAAAGAGGCCUUUAUAAAAAAACUUUAGUUAAAUCACUUCGAUUUAUAAGUUAUAUUUUAUUGUACAUUACCUAAAAAAGUAAAGACUGAAUAUUAAUUAAAAAUUAAAAGUAUGGGGCCCAUUAUUAUUAUAGAUUAAAUUUAAAAAAUAAAUAUAUUGUCUAUUAAAAAUAAUGACAUUGUGUUUGGUUCUGAGAAAGUUAACUAGUAGUUAUUAUAUAAAAUACUACUAUUUUUUCACUUUAGGUAGUCAAACUAGAAUUACACUCAAUUCUAAUCUAUUUUUAAUUAUUGUAAAAAUAUAAUAAAAAAUUCCACCCUUAACGCAGCCUAUAGCUUAUGUAAGCUGUACGAAGUCUAAAACUACUAUUAUCUAUUUCAUAGUCUAUAAUCAAUAUUAAAAAGAUUAUUUAUCUUGAAUAAUGAGUCAGAAUUGCCCUAAAUAAAGCAACAAAAAAUUUAAUAUAUUAAUAACAAUCCAAUCGCCUUCGUGUAUUUACCUAUUUUGUCACUUUCAUUUCCACAUGGUAAACUAAGUUAUUUGGUACAUAUCGUCCUUAAACAAUCUUUUCUGCCAAUUGUGAUUUAAAUUAAAAUUGGUUGUUUGCCAUCAUUGAUGCAAAGUAAGGUAGGUGUGCAUAUGUGAGUGUCAAAUUAUUAGUUAAAAUGUAUUUGUGAAAUUACAAAUUAAUGCUUAAUAUUUCUUGCCAAUUCUUCUUGGCUACAAUUACUUCCUGAACGGGUAAAAAAAUAACAAAAAAAGUGACUUAAAACCUACAUCAAAGAUUGCUACUUAAUAAUUAAUAAUACUUGAGGCUUCAUACCCUUAUACGAAUUAAUACAUAUUGAAGAAAGAAAGAAGAAUAAAGUAAUUCUGGCAGUUGCAACUGUGAUCCCUUCAUUUAAGUUUGCAUCAACAAAAUUCAAAAGUUAACUACCAUUAUUAAUUGUUUGUAAUAGUGUUAAAUAAUUGAGCCCUCAAGAAAUUAUGGCGUGAACAUAAAUACCUAACACGCCUAUUCUUUGUUUCUAUAGUAGAUUGAUAUUUUUUUUGAGACAAACUUUUAACAUAUAUUCAGAACUCAAGAUUCGAAAUAUAGUGUUCCAUACGUAUAUUUAGCUAAUAGUAUUUACAUUAAAUUAAAUUUUAAUCAAAUGCAAUUUAUUUAUUAGAUGUUUUUAUCUAAUUUGUGCACGAUAUUAUUAGCUAUUUUGUUGAAACAGUACAAGGGCUAAAAUAUAUUUCGAGCUGGUAACAUAUAUUCAGCUAGUAGUCAUGUUGCCCAAAUGCAAUACGACAAAUAGGCACAUUUGGUUGCCACACCGCCCAUCCUAAAUAGCAGUACGUUGCAUUCGGUUGCAUCCAACUAUACGGCUUCAGCAACUUGACAACUAAUCUAGUGUAUGUUACCAGCCUAACUAACUUAAGGUAUAUUAACAGUCUUAGAUGUGGUGUAUGAACUUAUGGAGGUCUGUAUUUAUUCAAUUAUAUUACUUUCAUAUUAAUAUUAUUUUGCCAGAAAUAUCAGUUCUCUCUAAAAAUAAGUUCAUACCUUUGUGACGAUAUGCUCAAACCAAAAACAAUGUACCUACACCUACUAAGUAAUACGCUAACAUUUUAUUUUUAGUGUAAAUAAACUGUCUGUCAUUUGUAUCAUGCUGCUAGUCCCCGAGCCAGAGGCUUUAUCGUCAAUUCUUUCCUCGCGGUCGAUAACUUCUAAGAUAGUUAUUAUGGGUGUUGUAUUUUGAAGCCUAGUGAAAGUCGGAUCUUGUAGGUAUAUAAAGCUAAGGUAUAGUAUAUACUAAAGUAUAGUACACCACGUUACAGCCAACUGAUUAUUUUUCAUCUUUAAUUAAUAGUUUCAACUAUAUAUAUAUCAACUGAAUUGAUUUUUGAACCACAAUUAUUGUCUUAUGUAAAAAUUUACAUACUUGCAAGGAUGCUUUUCCUGAAGCCAUCCUCAAUUAACUAGGCUUCAUAACCCAAACUAUGAUGAAAUUGACCACCUCUAUACGUUCCUGGCUCGCGGGUCAUAUACUGAGUGGAGUACGUUACGUAUACAGGUAGGCAGGGUUGCCAGCCCUGAAAGUUUCUAUCCCGUACCAAGAAGUGAAAAAUCUUAUAAUUGUAUUGGCAUAAUUUUAUUUUAAUCUAGUAUCUAUACGAAUGGCUUCCCUGUAAAUAGGUAUUUUAUUAAAUUACCCAUUCUUAUUCAAAUAUUGACUGAAAUAUUCAAAAUAUUCUUAUAAUAAUGUAUAAAUAUUUUAUAAUUAAGUUUUUAUUUGAUAUAAAGUAUAAUACUUACCUCAUUUCUAGGUACAAUGGUUUAAUAACAGUUUUGGUACGGCAUGGUAUUAUUAUGAUGUAAUAAUUAUGAGAUAAUGUGGGUGGUAGUACGUAGCUGUGAUCGUUCCUAUAAUAUCUAACUUGCUCAUUUUUAGC